This is a messenger RNA of Helicoverpa armigera (cotton bollworm), 9497 nucleotides long. RefSeq names its product vitellogenin. Gene Ontology annotation, biological process: lipid transport. The record is from RefSeq and is a predicted model, not a curated record. Gene Ontology annotation, molecular function: lipid carrier activity. The transcript is spliced from 13 exons. NCBI's taxonomy places the organism in Eukaryota, Metazoa, Arthropoda, Insecta, Lepidoptera, Noctuidae. Bases 110 to 9271 code for a protein of 3053 amino acids.
AGUUAGGUUUUUGAUUAAGCGCUGGUAUAUAAACUUAAUUAUUGCAGUUUUGGUGACCACAGUGGGGAGAUAUUGAGCAACUGUGACGACUGCUGCAAAUUCUGGAACUAUGAAGCUGGUGAUACUGACGGCGAUUCUCGCCGCCGUUUCAUCGAGCCCGGUCGCCGAGCCCAACCAAUGGCCAUGGCAGGUCGGUCAAGAAUACGAGUACAAUGUACUCUCUUACACCGGAACUGAAUUCGAAUCAGAAACUGGCAACGGCAACGUCUUGAUUACAAAUUUCAUUGUUCGCGUUUUAGAACCAGGUCGUUUAGUAGCUAAGCUAGCAAAUCCUGUAUACGGGCAAGCUCAGAAUCAGCAAUACAAGAAAAAGAUUUUCCAUGGUCUGGACUUAAAUCCAAUCAAGGAUAUUGAUCAUCCUUUUGAAAUUCUUGUAGAAGGUGGUCGAGUCGUCUCCUUGAAAAUUCCAACAUCAUUCACUGAUACUUAUGAGAACUUGCUGAAAGGACUUGUCAGUGCUUUGCAAGUAGACUUAUCUCCUACUAACCAUGUCCACAAUUUCCCAAAUAACUUUGAUAAAGAAACCUUCCAAGGUUUGUUUAAGAAGAUGGAAACUGACGUCACUGGUGACUGUGAGACUCUUUACUCUGUUUCGCCUAUUUCUGCCGGAGGUCUUGAUGACGUGCUAGUGGAUAAAGUUGAAAACCCUGUCGAGAUAAUCAAAAGUAAGAACUACGGAUCAUGUGAAAAUCGUGUCGGUUUUUACUUUGGUGUUCCCGAAGGAGCGGUAUGGAAUGGAAUCGCUUAUAAAGAAGAUGAAAAACAAUUUAUAAAACACACUACUGAAACUCGUCUCGUUGUUGGCGAGAAGGGCACAAUCUACAAAUCGGAAGCUAUAAGCUCUGUUUUCGUUAACCCUCUUGUCUAUGGCAAACAGAAAGCUGAGAUCUACAGUUACGUCGGAUUGUCCCUUUCUUCUCUCCAGCCCAAAACAAGUGAGGAAUGGCCAAAAACCGUUGAAUAUCGCGAUGUUGAUUCGCUUUUGUUUACAUAUAAUUUGACAAGAUUGAUAAGUCGAGGUGAUAGUAACAUUGCCGAUGCUCAGAAAUUGCUUCAGGAAAUGACUCCUCUAUUGCAAGAUAUAAACAACUUACCAAAGGCCGAUUUUCUUUCCAAAUUCAAACUGCUCAUAGAAUCUCUUAUGUAUAUGAGCUCAGAACAACUGGCACAAAUGACAGCCAGCAUUGAAAUUGCAAAAUCUUCGGAAAACACUGCAAAGAGUAACAUGUGGGUAGUAUACCGCGAUGCUGUCGCCCAAACCGGUACAAUCGCUGCAUUCAAAGAAAUCAAGUCCUGGAUCUUGACCAAGAAAAUCGAAGGUAUUGAAGCCGCAGAAGUUAUUAGCUCUAUGGCUAGCGUUCUUCGUUUCCCGACUAAGGAACUCAUGAACGAAUUUUUCGAAUUUGCUAUGAGUCCCGAAGUUCAGGAGCAGACCUUCGUCAAUACCACCACCCUUCUGGCUGUCACGAAAUUCAUUGCAUCUGGAGACGAAGACUUGUUUGUAAAUGAGAAAGUAAUCCCACGACUAUCACAAGAACUGAAACAAGCUGUUGAAAAUGGCGACAAGAACAAAGCUCAGGUAUAUGUACGAGUUCUCGGUAACUUGGCUCACCCGAAUAUUCUGAAAGUCUUUGCUCCUUAUUUAGAGGGUAAGAUUGCAGUCACUAAGUACCUCCGCAUCCAAAUGGUUAUCAGCCUGAAAACCCUGGCUAACAAGAAGAAUGAAUACGUUCGUGCUGUGCUGUUCAGCCUGUUGAAGAACACUGCUGAGCCUUACGAAGUGAGGGUCGCUGCUGCUUUGAAUAUUUUCCUAGCUGAUCCACCUCAGGAAAUGAUGCAAAUCAUGGGACACAUGACGUUCGCAGACCCUAGCACACAGGUUCGCGCUGUGCUGGCAAACAGUAUUACUUUUGCUGCCGGACUGAAAGAUCCACGUUUCGCCACUCUUGCCAAAACUGCAAAGUCUGUCUUGAGCAUGCUUCCUGAAGAGAAGUUCGGCUACCGCUACUCAACUGACAGUUUGAUUGACGACUACACCAGUGAUGACGAGCUUUCCCACUUCAGAGAGGUUUCCUACAUCGGCAGUAAGAACAACCUUCUACCAGUCUAUGAACGAGGGGCUCUGAGGUUCGGAAGCACUGGAUGGACUGAAGAAGAUUGGUUUACGCUAUCUGUAUCGGACAUGCAACACCUAAUGGAGUAUAUCUAUAGUUUGUUUAUUCAUCAAGGAGAAAAACCCAAGGACGAGUUUGAAAUAAAGAUUAAGACAAUUCUCGAAAAACUGAACAUAAAGCCUGAACAUCAAUGUGAUCUCGAAGGCUCUUUCUUCUUAAAUAACUGGAACCAGCAAAUGCUUCUAACUUUCACCGAAGCUGAAAUUAACUCUUUGAUUUUAAGCUUGAUAAAAGAGUCAAAUCAUUUGAAACAGUCAAUUAAAUCCAAUUACAUUAAGAUUGUGCUACAAAAGGAUAUCUUCAUCACGUUCCCACUCGCUAUGGGUAUGCCGUUUGUAUUUGAAUACAUUGAACCAACGUUACUUCAUGUCCAAAAUCAAGCCAUCGCAACUCCCGGAGAGGACAUGAGUGGAAAUAUUAUAGAUAAACUACAAUUCACAUAUGCCAGAAACUUGGAUGGAAUUGCUGGUUACUUAGACACAUUUAACGACGUAUAUGUGGCUGCCGGUGUCGUUAACAAACUGCAAUUGCACAUUCCUUUUAGGACACGUUGGGACUACGAGUUCAAUGAGUUUAAAUUCAUCCUUGAAUGGCCGGACAGAAAUGCUAACCUUAUCCACAUGAGUGUGUGGCCAUACACUACACUUCAAAAGACAGAUUCUCUCCAGACCGCGGCUGAGAACCCGCAGUCAAAACUAAUCGAGCGACCAAAAAAGGUUAUUUCCACUGAUAUCAAGUUUGGUCAGUCAAUUGGUACCAUAUUCCAAUUCCAAGCAAACUCUUACUCCUCUGACUACAAGGAUCCAACCAGUCUCUUCGAUAAUGAUCUUCUGACGAAUGUUCGUAAUCUGCUGUAUCAGAAGGACAUUGCUUUGACGCAGUUUAACUUGAAGUAUCUCGCCAGAGAAUCAAAGAACAAAGCUUUUACUUUUACUGUAUUCACUAACACAAUCUACAAUCAGUUACAAACAAAGGAUGAAUUUGAGCCAGCAGCAGUCAUAAAAGAUAUUACACCAGAAGCUCGCCGCAAGGAAAUCGUUAACCGAGUGGCCUCGGAAAUAGAACAUGGCAAAGUCCAACUCGUUGACAUUAUUAUUGAAUUUGCUGGUAGAGAUACUGUGGAGUUCAUAUUAACUGGUGCAUUAGCGAACAGCUAUGUAGAUAACAAGGUUCAAGCUGCUUUGAUGUACAAUGGCUUCCAACAACAAAUCAACGCUGUCUUCAAUAUGACCAAACCUGAAUUUACACCACUAAAUUUCGAACUUGCCUUUAAAAAUAACCUUACGAUAGAAUACGACCUUGACAUCCUGAUCGGAAACGAAGACAACAUUCACCUAAAAGGAGUCGGUAAACGCAGCGAUAUGUACAAGGAAUUGCUAUUAAACGAUCCCUUGGGAAAACAAUGCCUUAAAGACAUUGGCGAAAAUAACCUGUACCAGAAAGCUUGUUACAAAAUGCUUCUUAAGGCACACGCUCCCGACAACUUCAAAGGUACAUUGACUUACAAAGACUUGAAGCAGACUGAUGAGGCCUUCAUCUUGAAUCUUCUUGAGCUGUUGGAAAACUGGAACGAUUGGGAAAAAGAAGAGGAUGUCCUCAAAACGGUCGAUGACGGAAAACUGGAGAUCGAGGCACAAGCCUUUUACUACGAUAACUACAUCAACUACAAGCUAACGUCGAAAUUCGGAGAGGUCCGUUUGAACAAUGUAGAGGGAUUGUCUUACUACCCGUACGCCAUGUCUUUCUAUGCACCCCUUUCCAGCUGGGAGCGUGCCCGCAACUGGUUCACAGGCUACCAAAACUUGCCAUUCUGUACCGUGGAUGACAACAAGGUCUGGACAUUCAGUGGCCGCAGCUACGAAUACAACAUGACUGGAUCUUGGCACGUCAUGAUGGUGGACGAGGCUAAGGAUUUCGGCAAUGAAUUGCUCAUUCUUGCCCAGAGACCCGAAAAAGGACAAGCAGAAGUUUACAUCACUUACAAAACCAGAACGGGUAAAACACUAGAAAUCAUUUUGACUCCGAAAACAUACCAAGUAAUCAGCAAUGCCAAAGAAAUUUGUGAAGACGGUGUUUCUAUCUACUACGACGACGUUGCGAAGAUUCCUCUAGUAGAGUACUACAGCAUUCGUGGUGGUUUCGAUGAAAUCCAAGUAUUUAGCAUCAACAACGGAGCUAUUCGUCUUAUCUUUGACAAUCAUAGGCUAGUUUUAUUCACUGAUGAUCACCGCAGCACCACCAGAGGUCUUUGUGGUCAGAGUUCUACUGAGAUUCGUGAUGACUACAUGACUCCAUUCGGUCUGGUUGACUCUCCUCAGCUUUACGGAGCAUCCUUUGCUCUGGACGGUGACCACGCAGACCCUAAGACUGAGGAGUUGAAGAAGGAAGCUAAGCUGAAGGCGUACCAGCCUGUCACCAAGUACACCAGCAUUCUCCGCUCUGACGCCGAGUGGAGCAAGGUUGCUAAUGAGUCCUUCUCCGUCGUCACAUCGAGCCCGCUAGCCGAGACCAAUCAAUGGCCCUGGCAAGUCGGCCAAGAAUACGUCUAUGAUGUGGACUCCUACACCUGGACGAAAUACGAGCAAAGUAUCAAUAAUGGCAAUGCUUUCUCAGCAAAGUUCAUCAUACGCGUUUUGGAACCAGGCCGAUUAGUGGCCAAACUUGUAAACCCACUGUAUGGACAAUUUCAAGAUCAUGUAUCUAGAGAUGCUCCCAUAAAAAAUCUUAAUCUGAGCCCACUCCAGGACAUCGACCAUCCUUUUGAAAUUUUCGUUAAUGGAGGACGUAUCGUCUCCUUGAAGGUACCAACAUCACUAAGUGUUACUAACGAAAACUUACUUAAAGGACUCGUUAGUGGUCUACAAGUAGACUUGUCUACAUUUAAUCAUGUCGAUAGUUUCCCGAACCAUUUUGACAAGGAAACUUUUCAAGGCUUGUUUAAGAAAAUGGAAACUGAUAUCACUGGCAACUGCGAGACUCUUUACUCUGUUUCACCCAGUAUUGCAGCGGAAGAAAAUAUACUUUUACCGGUAGAUAAACGUAUCGAGAUCAUCAAAAGCAAAAAUUACGGUUCUUGCAAGAAGCGCGUCGGCUUUACCUAUGGUGUCCCAGAGGGUGCUGUAUGGAAUGGAAUCGCUUACGAGAAUAACGAGAAACAGUUUGUUAAGCACACUACUGAAUCUCGCCUGGUCGUUAGUAAACAAGGCACAAUAUACAAAUCAGAAACCAUUAGUACUGUUUUCGUAAAUCCUCUUAUCUUUGGCAAACAGAAAGCCGAGGUUCACAGUUACGUCACCUUCUAUCUAGAGUCAGUGAAGCCAGAAAAUAACGAUGACGUAUGGAAAAAAUCUGUUGAAUACCGCGAUGUUGAUUCGCUUUUGUUUACAUACGACCACGCAAAGUUCACAAAGGGAACCAAAAAUGUUGCUGAUGCUCAGAAGCUCCUACAAGAAAUGACGCCUCUGUUGCAAGAUCCUAACAAUCUUCCAAAAGCUGAAUUUCUUUCAAAAUUCAACAUCCUUGUCCGAUCGGUUAUGUUUAUGACUUCGGAACAACUGACUCAAAUGACAGCCAGUAUUGAAGUUGCUAGAUCUUCGGAAAACACUGCAAAGAAAAAUAUGUGGGUAGUAUACCAGGACGCUGUCGCCCAAGCAGGUUCAAUUGCUGCUUUCAAAGAAAUCAAGUCCUGGAUCUUGACCAAGAAAAUCGAAGGUAUCGAAGCCGCAGCAGUUAUUAGUUCUAUGGCCAACAUUCUGCAUUUCCCGACUAAGGAAGUUAUGAACGAAUUCUUCGAACUCGCUGUAAGUCCUGAAGUCCAACAGCAGAGCUUCCUCAAUACCACCACCCUCCUGGCUGUCACGAAAUUCAUUGCAUCUGGAGACGAAGACUUAUUCGUGAAUGAGAAAGUAAUCCCACGACUAUCACAAGAACUGAAACAAGCUGUUGAAAAUGGCGACAAGAACAAAGCUCAGGUGUACGUAAGAGUUCUAGGUAACUUGGCUCACCCGAAUAUCCUGAAAGUCUUCGCCCCUUAUCUUGAGGGCAAGAUUGCAGUCACUAAGUACCUCCGCAUCCAAAUGGUUAUCAGCCUUAAAACUCUGGCUAACAAGAAGAAUGAAUACGUUCGUGCUGUGCUGUUCAGCCUCUUGAAGAACACUGCUGAGCCUUACGAAGUGAGGGUCGCUGCUGCCUUGAAUAUUUUCCUAGCUGACCCACCUCAGGAAAUGAUGCAAAUCAUGGGACACAUGACGUUCGCAGACCCUAGCACGCAGGUUCGCGCAGUGCUGGCAAACAGUAUUACUUUUGCUGCUGGACUGAAAGACCCCCGUUUUGCAACUCUCGCUAAGACUGCUAAGUCUGUCUUGAGCAUGCUUCCUGAAGAAAAGUUUGGCUACCGCUACUCAACUGACAGUUUGAUUGACGACUACACAAGUGAUGAUGAGCUUUCCCACUUUAGAGAGGUUUCCUUCAUCGGCAGUAAGAACAAUCUUAUACCAGUGUAUGAACGAGGGGCUCUGAGGUUCGGUAGCACUGGUUGGACUGAAGAAGACUGGUUCACCUUAUCUAUAUCAGACGUCCAGCACCUAUUGGAGUACAUAUCUGGGUUAUACAAACACGCAGGACAAAAAUCCGAUGAAGAAUUCAAAAUAAGUGUCAAAAAAGUUAUCGAAACGCUAAAACUUAAACCUGAACAUCGCUGUGAUCUCGAGGGUUCCUUCUUCCUAAACAACUGGGACCAGCAAAUGCUUCUCACCUUCACUGAAGAUGAUCUCAACUCUUUGCUAAUGGAAUUCAUUAAAGAGUCGGACAACUUGCUGAAGGCAGUUGAAUCUAAUUACAUUAAGAUUUUGACCCAAAAGCAAGUUUUCAUAACUUUCCCUCUUCCUAUGGGCGUGCCAUUUAUAUUUGACUACAGUGAACCAACAGCAAUCCUUCUUCAAAGUAAAGCUAAAGUCACAGUUGGUGAAGAUAUAUCUGCAUCAUUAAGUAAUGAACUCCAAUUCACAUACGCCAGAAACUUGGAUGGCAGCGUUGGUUUUGAAGAUACACUAAACGAAGUAUAUGUAGCUACUGGUAUUGUCAACAAGCUGCAAUUUUAUGUUCCUGUCAAGCUGAAUUUGGCUGCAUCAUUAAAGGAGUUCAAAUUGAACCUAGAAUGGCCGGAACAAAAUGCUAACCUUAUCCACAUGAGCGUGUGGCCCUACAGUACAGUACAAAAGAUAGAUUCAAUACAGACCGCAGCUGAAAACCCGUUGUCAAAACUUAUUGAGCGGCCAAAAAAAGUUAUUUCUAGUGAUGUCAAGUUUGGUCAUCCAACUGGUACUAUAUUCCAGUUCCAAGCGAACUCUUACUCCUCUGACUACAAGGACCCAACCAGUCUCUUCGAAGAUGAUCUUCUGACGAAUGUUCGUAAUCUGUUAUAUCAGAAGGACGUUGCAUUGACGCAGCUUAACUUGAGGUAUCUUGCAUCAGAAUCGCAAAACAAAGCUGUCUCGUUGACAAUUUUCAAAGAUAUUAUUUACAACCAGGAACAGACGAAUAGUGAAUUUGAACCAGCAGCGGUCGUAAACGAUCUUACGCCGCAAGCUCGCCGUCAGGAAAUCAUUAACAGAGUAGCCUCAGAAAUAGAAUAUGGCAAAGUUGAACUUGUUGACAUUAGCCUUGUGUUUGAUGGUAAACAAAAAAGGGAGUUCAUACUAACUGGUGCAUUAGAGACCAGCUAUUUAGAUUACCAAGUACACGGUGCAUUGUUAUACAAUGGCUACCAACAAAUCAAUGCAGUCUUUAAUAUGACUAAACCAUUAUUGAUACCAUUAAACUUUGAAAUUGCUCUUGAAAGUGGCCCUAAACUAGAAUUCGACGCUGAUUUAAAGGUCGGAAAUGAUAACAACAUCCAUCUCAAAGUAAGUGGUGAACGCAGUAAAAUGUACAAGGAAUUACUAAUAAAUGAUCCGUUAGGACAACAAUGCCUACAAGACAUCAAAGAAAAUAACUUGUACCAGAAAGCUUGCUACAAAAUGCUCGUCAAGGCUCACGCUCCAGAUUACUUCAAAGGUAUUUUGACUUACAAGGAUUUAGAGUAUACUGACGUGGCAUUUGCCUACAGCCUUUACGAAGUGUUGUCAAGUACGUUCGAUUGGGAAAAAGAGGAGGAUGUUUCUAAAACAGUUGAAGACGGUAAAAUGGAGAUUGAAGCGCAAGCGUAUUACUACGACAACUACAUUGACUAUAAGCUCACAUCGAAAGUAGGCGAGCUCCGUUUGAAGAAUGUCGAGGGAAUGUCUUAUUACCCAUAUGCUAUGUCCUUCUAUACUAUAUUGACUGGUUGGGAGCAUGCUCGCAACUGGUUCACUGGCUACCAAAAUCUGCCUUUUUGUGCCGUGGACAACACCAAAGUUUCGACAUUCAGCGGCCGCAGUUACGACUACAGCAUUACUGGAGCUUGGCAUCUCGUGAUGGUAGACGAAGCUAAAGACUUCGGCAAUGAGCUGCUCAUUCUAGCCAGAAGACCAGAAGAAAACCAGACCGAAGUUUACAUUACUUACAAGACCAGAACGGGUAAGAAUUUGGAGCUUAUCCUGAAACCCCUGCAAUUGGAAGUGACCUGCAAUGCCAAGGAAGUUUGCGAAGAUGGUAAAACAGUUUACUAUGACGAAGAGGCAAUGAUUCCUCUUGUGGAGUAUUACAGCCUCCGCGGUGGCGUGAACAGCAUCGAAAUAGUGAGCCUCAAUAACGGAGGUGUUCGUCUUAUUUAUGACAACCACAGACUUGUUAUAUUCAGCGAUGAUCAUCGUGGAGUCACCAGAGGUAUCUGCGGCCAGAGUUCUACUGAGAUUCGUGACGACUACAUGACUCCUUAUGGUCUGGUCGACUCCCCUCAGCUUUACGGGGCGUCCUUUGCUUUGGACGGUGAGCACGCAGACCCUAAGACUGAGGAGUUGAAGAAGGAAGCUAAGCUGAAGGCGUACCAGCCUGUCGCCAAGUACACCAACAUCCUCCGCUCUGACGCCGAGUGGAGCAACGCCGUGCAUUACUAGUUCCUACGAGUGUUUAUAUUUAUUUACUUAAUUUUAUAGUAUAUUGUUUAUAUUUGUGAUAAAGACUUUCUUAUUAACUUAUAUUUCCCAAAUAUUGAUUAUACUGACUAUAUAAAUAUGAAACAAACCAAUUACUGGAUUUUAGGAAACUGCAAAAUAAAAAUAAAACAUUCAAGAUAAUGAAAUACGUGGUAUCGAGAAUGAUAAUAAAAUUCAAAUGUAAUAA